AUGCCUCGCGCGUCAAGCUCAGCAAAGCGACACCAGGCAGCGACGAACCAGCGCGACACUCGUCAUGAGAAUGGAUUGGUAGGCCCCGGCAAGCGUGUUGUCAAGCGGAAGAGCCAGACUCAGCUCGAUGACCCCCCCAAGCCGCCGGCCGACAAUGCUUUGGUGCCGCCUGUCCCCCCUCUUCCACCGAGUCUCAACGGUUCUGCCGCAUACUUCGACGAGAUGGCCCCCGAACACCGCGCAACCGAGAUGCUCCGGCGUGGUUCUCUCGGCACGUUCUCCGAGUCCUCUUCCACCGAGUCGUUCCCUGGGGGCCCUCCUGCCCACGAUGCCUCUGAAGAAAGGCACCGGCGAAUCGAUGUCAACGACGCGAAAAACACCAACGUCCACCGCGACCCGGGUCCCCUGGACCUGGCCAUUACCGUCUUGCGUUCCUGCCCGCUCGCUGACACCAUCGCGAUCCUGAUAAUCCUUAUGCAGGCGUCCCCGGCCGUGCUGGCUACCAUCUACAUGCUUUUUACCGUCCUCACCUUCGUCCCUCCAGUAACCACAAGUUCUGGCCUGAGUUUCACCGAGAUCUUUGACGGAAGUCAGGGAAUUCCUUCGUUAUGGACCUUGAUUUGGAUGGAUGUCAUCAUGCUGCUCAUAUGGUUGUUUCUCUGGGCUCCCAUCCAACAGUUCAUCCUGGAUCUUGCCCAGGUCGUCAUCUCGUACACCCUCGGAGGUGGUGGCACGUCGAGACAAGGCACGACACCCGGCAUAAUACUCUGUGUGGGGCUUGUUGGGGUAUCGCACUGGGUUCAGAGAUGGAAUGGCUUGUCUCGCCUGACCACGAUAUUUGGUCCGACCCGUUUUCUGCCGUCUGACGCAGGGCCGAGCCUCCGGAUGUUCGAUAAGAAAGGACCGUAUGGUUGGGUUCGUAGCGUCUUGGCGAUUCACAUCCUUACACAAGGGGUUGUGAGAUGUAUCCGAGAAUGGUACCUUCGAAGGGAACGCCGAGAUUUGCAGUCACAGGGCCUUUUAGACCCCGAAUCCGGCAAAUCGGUCUCCUUCCCGACCGAUGGAUGUUCCGACGCUGCCCUGAUGGCGGCUGACAGCGACGCACACCUCCAAACGAGUGCAGCACAUCUAACGAGCAAGAAGAAAAGGAAACAGAGUGCCCAGGUCAGGAUCAAGCAGCCGCUUUGGGCGGCGCUUGCUAGCACCAAGAUCGUUAUGGUCAAGGAAUACGAGUUGUCGCACUCAGCAAGCGAGUCCGCCGGUUCCAAUGCUACGGACAUUCAUAACCUCGGCAAUGCCCCAUUCAAUACACAACCUGAGCAGGUCUGGAUCUGCUAUGUCGGCUGCGACGAGGUCUGCUUUAACACGAGCCAUUUCCCGGACGUGGGAGAGGAUGACGCGCCGCUCGAGGACAGCAAGCUGGGAAUUGAUGUUUCAAAGCCCUUUUAUGUAAGGGUCAACAACGCUAUCUGGCAACCAACGCGCAUCAUUCCGAUCGAAAACCCCGAGGAGGAGAAUUACAAAGGGACACACUGGACCGGCGACAUUUACGGACUCACACCUUUGUCGAACUACGAGUGUGAGUUCGUCAGCACACGGACGGGCGAAGUCAUCUUUUCGACAAGCGUUAGAACCGUCCCAGCGAAGAGGAAGGAUCUCGAGGCCGCUCCCAAAGCUGCCAACAAUCCUCGGUCGCAUGCGCGCCACGACUCACCGGCCACCACCCUUCGUGCUUCGAUUGCCGCUGCCGAGGUGAAGCUGGCCGAUGAGAAAACUCGCCUCAAGGCUGUGCGGAAAGACAACAAUCGGAAGCUGAACACCACCCGAAAGGAAAUCGAGAAGGUUACUUGGGCAGUUCAAUCGGCUGGCGGCGAUGACGAAAAACUGAGGCAGAAGGUUGCACAGAACACCAUCCAGGAGAAACGAGCAGAGGAGUCCACGAGCGAGCUUGAGAGACAACUCAAGGAGUUUGAGACGGUUCCGGAGAAACUUAUGAAGGAACAUCGCGCGAAGCAUAACGAAUGGACGUCUGAAAAGACCAAGUUUGAUCAGGCUCGUGCGUCGUUUAAGAGUUUUAAGACGUCUAUCGACAAACAGAUCAAAUCGCUGGAUGAGGAGAAGUCCGGGUUGAAAGCGAAGAGGAACAAGAUUGCGGCUCGUAUUGCGAAAGUGGACGAUGAGCACGCUCGGAUCACAGAUGCCAACGCCAGGGGCCUCAAUGAGGCUGAAAGGCGUCGACAAGAGCGGGCAAACCUUGCAGCCGAGCUCGCCAGGGCGGAACAGCACCUAAGGGAUCGGAUCCAGACCAUCCGCCUCAGCAACACUACCAAGCAGGCUCAGGUCCACGCCAUGGCGGCCCAUAUGCAAGAGUACCUCGCCAGCUUCCAAGAGGAAGCCGCAUAUGACAUAACACCACCUAACCACUUUGCUCCUGGUCCCUGGUCGACGGCUCCCGCACCCGCCCAAUACAGUGUUGCAUCUCCUUGGCCUCCAGUAUCGAUGCCCAUGUCCGCUCAAGCAACACCCCUAAUGGCGCACGCUCAGCUCUCGAACUUCUCAACCCCGAUGCAUGCUGCACUCACCAGCCUGCCACGCCCGCAUCGCACGCGCGGCCGUUCUUCGUCGAUGCUCAGCGACGUUUCUGGAUUCACCCAAUCCACCGAUGAAGAUGACCGCGGCAGUGGUUCGGGUAGUGGUAGUGGCACUGGUAGUGCUAACGGCAAUGGCAGUCUUACUAACUCCAACACCAUCGUCGGAGCUCCGGUGAGCGGCAGUCAAGUUCACAGCGGUGGAUAUACCGUCACCGCUAACGGAAGUAGCAAGGGGAGUGGUAAUGGUGACACCGGCAGCCAUCUGGCGCUCGCCGGCGCGGCUCCGUUGCGUCGCCUACCGCCUGGGCUCCAUGUCAAGAGCGGGUUGGCCGCGCCCGGCACGGGAUCGGGGUCCGGGUCCGGCCGCAGCAGCGUGCGGUCGGGCAGCGGCAGCGGCGCCAGUAUGAAUGGCGGCGAGGCAGUUAGCCCGAUUUAA
Messenger RNA from Dichotomopilus funicola, 3027 nucleotides. RefSeq lists its product as uncharacterized. The record is from RefSeq and is a predicted model, not a curated record. Lineage: Eukaryota; Fungi; Ascomycota; Sordariomycetes; Sordariales; Chaetomiaceae. Bases 1 to 3027 code for a protein of 1008 amino acids. The transcript has a single exon.